AUGAACGUCUUCUCUUCGUUAACCCUGCCAGAUGGGCAGACGAUUCCCACAACUCCAGCGACAGACGUAUCUCAGAGCCCCUCCGAUCCGUGCGAGCUGUCCCUCGUUCAGCAACCGUCCCCAUCGACGCUCUCCUAUGAGCCUUCCCUGUUAGUCGGAACUCUUAAUGUGUCGGCAUCUGGCUAUGUUCGGUACGAACCACGCGCCUCUCAAUGGGGCUCAGUCCUCCAUGAUUCACCACUUGCAGCUUCGGUCAGAAGCUUCGAUGAUACAUCUGGAACCUCGUCCAGCAGCUUCCCUUUCGACCUAAACCCUACUGCUCGCAUCAAGGAUUUGUUGAUGAUACUUCCACCGGUCAGGCAGUGCGACGAACUCAAGGCUGUCUUCUUUAAAGUCUAUUCUCCUUUGUUCCAUAUUUUACAUGACCCAACUUUCGACUCCGAUUACCUGCAGUUUCAAAGCGAUCCACAAUGUGUCUCAUUGUCAUGGCUGGCGCUCCUCUUCGCCAUCCUGAGUAUUGCGGUGACUGCUCUGGACGAUAGUAGUACGUUGCUUCACGAUCUCGGGAGGAGCGCUUUCAGCUCCAAAAACAUCGCGGACUUAUCCUCGCGCUAUCGGGUGUCGGCGAUGCAAUGUCUUGCUGCUGAUCAUUACCUCUGGAGACACACGAUGUACACGUUACAGGCGCUUAUCCUCCUCAUCUACGGCAUUAACCAUAGUCAUGGCCAGACCUGGGCAUUGCUUGGGACCACGUACAACAUCGCUCUGGCGCUUGGCUGCCAUGUUGACCCCAGAAAUUUUGGACUCAACCUUGUUCAGUGUGAGGAAAGAAGGCGCUGCUGGGCCGGCUUGACCAUGCUUUACACAAUCCAGAACACAACCAUGGGCAACCUCGAUCCACGCAGUAUUCUCCACGACGUUGAACUACCAGCUAACGUUAAUGAUAUCGAUUUGGUGGCUGGCAGUUUUCCUUCUGAGACUGAGUCGCCCACUCAGAUGUCGUAUCUCCUCCACAAGUUCCGCCUCUAUGACCUGUGUUCCAAGAUUUGCAAGCAGAUGUUUGGCCUCCGUCGUCCCUCCUAUCAAUCUAUCAUGGCUCUGGACCAGGAAAUUACUCGCGAACAGGACAGGUGGAACGCAAACUACCUUUCGGAGUCGCGAGGCGGACCGUUACCUGUGCAUCACGUAGUUCACCUCAACAUUCUAUUCGGGUACUCUCAUCAACUGUUUCUCCUCCUUCACCGUCCCGUCUUCAGCAAGGCACUGUCGUGCACGAAGCCAGAAGAAGUCGAAAACUCAAGAAGCCGGUGUAUCGAUAGCGCACGAGGCCUAUUAGGAAUCCACAAAACGCUCUUCGAGACCCCCGAAUUCGCUUCCUUCCGCUGGUACAAUGAAGGCCUAGGGAGUUUCCAUGCCUUUCACGCGUCAAUCGUCCUCUUCGUGGUUCUUGCGACGACGGAUAGCACCGUACAGUACUACGACACAAAGGAAACCCUGGAGAAUUGUCUUGCCGUCUUCGAGGCGAUGGCAGAGCGUAGUCGCGUUUGCGAGAAUGCGGUGCCUGUUCUCCGCUAUCUACUGUGA
This is a messenger RNA of Coniosporium apollinis CBS 100218, 1584 nucleotides long. RefSeq lists its product as uncharacterized. Gene Ontology annotation, biological process: DNA-templated transcription. Bases 1 to 1584 code for a protein of 527 amino acids. NCBI's taxonomy places the organism in Eukaryota, Fungi, Ascomycota, Dothideomycetes. The transcript has 2 exons. Gene Ontology annotation, molecular function: DNA binding; zinc ion binding. Gene Ontology annotation, cellular component: nucleus. The record is from RefSeq and is a predicted model, not a curated record.